AUAGCUCCACAGUCGUGAUUUGCUCGCUCCAUUUGGUUGACUGCGUUUCCCCGGAUAUGGAGUCCAGCGAACUCCUCAACUCGGAGACAUGGGUGGUGUGGUCAGUGUGGGCAAGACUGCGGGGGAGUAAUGUCGACUCAGUGCAAUAAAUAUAAAUGCCAGUGGCGAUCGUCGUUGGUUUGCGGUAACUCUGCCCAAGCUCUGUCCGUGAACUCAGACUUGUCUCCUGCCAAUUUCACACAAUGAGACUCACGCACGUUCUCUCUCACACGCUUGGCCUUCUUGCGCUAGGCGCCACAGCAGAGGCCUUCUCCCGGUCCAGAGAAGCUGCCUGCGGCCCAAAAAAGCUUUUCCGGCCUCUACCUACAAGCCAGAGCAGGGACAAGACCUGCCAUGUCCGCAGCCAUGGAGAUGGCACUGACGACUCUGAUUACAUUCUCUCCGCAUUGAACCAAUGUAACCACGGUGGGAAGGUCGUUUUCGAUGAGGACAAGGAAUAUAUCAUUGGAACGGCGCUGAAUAUGACUUUCCUGAAGAACAUUGACCUAGAGGUCCUCGGAACAAUCUUAUUCACCAACGAUACAGACUACUGGCAAGCCAACUCCUUUAAACAGGGCUUCCAGAACGCUACGACCUUCUUCCAACUCGGUGGUGAAGAUGUGAAUAUGUACGGUGGUGGUACAAUCAAUGGCAACGGACAGGUCUGGUAUGAUCUGUAUGCCGAAGAUGAUCUCAUUCUGCGACCCAUCUUGAUGGGUAUCAUUGGGCUGAAUGGUGGCACAAUCGGUCCGCUGAAGCUGCGGUACUCGCCGCAGUACUACCACUUUGUGGCUAACUCGUCGAACGUCCUCUUUGAUGGUAUUGAUAUUUCGGGUUACAGUAAGAGCGAUAACGAGGCCAAGAACACUGACGGAUGGGAUACCUACCGCUCGAACAAUAUCGUUAUCCAGAAUUCGGUGAUCAACAACGGUGAUGACUGUGUCUCCUUCAAGCCAAACAGCACCAAUAUCCUCGUUCAGAACCUUCACUGCAAUGGCUCCCACGGCAUUUCUGUGGGCUCUCUCGGCCAAUACAAGGAUGAGGUUGACAUCGUUGAGAAUGUCUAUGUGUACAACAUCACUAUGUUUAACGCUUCGGAUAUGGCCCGCAUCAAGGUUUGGCCUGGUACUCCCUCUGCGCUAUCUGCCGAUCUUCAAGGCGGCGGUGGCUCGGGUAGCGUAAAGAAUAUCACUUAUGACACCGCACUCAUUGAUAAUGUCGACUGGGCCAUUGAAAUCACGCAGUGCUAUGGGCAGAAGAAUACUACCUUGUGCAACGAGUACCCGAGCUCUCUCACCAUCUCGGACGUCCACAUCAAGAACUUCCGCGGUACGACGUCGGGAUCGGAAGAUCCCUAUGUUGGGACAAUUGUUUGUUCCAGUCCUGAUACUUGCUCGGAUAUCUAUACGUCCAAUAUUAAUGUAACAAGCCCGGAUGGAACCAACGACUUUGUUUGCGAUAAUGUCGAUGAGAGUCUUCUGAGUGUCAACUGCACCGCCACUUCUGAUUAAGUUAGAAUGCCUGUUAACAU
Aspergillus neoniger CBS 115656 is the source of this 1570-nucleotide messenger RNA. RefSeq names its product putative extracellular exo-polygalacturonase. NCBI's taxonomy places the organism in Eukaryota, Fungi, Ascomycota, Eurotiomycetes, Eurotiales, Aspergillaceae. The transcript has 8 exons. Gene Ontology annotation, molecular function: polygalacturonase activity. Gene Ontology annotation, biological process: carbohydrate metabolic process. Bases 243 to 1550 code for a protein of 435 amino acids. The record is from RefSeq and is a predicted model, not a curated record.